Molecule: messenger RNA, 1178 nt
Organism: Zea mays
Lineage: Eukaryota; Viridiplantae; Streptophyta; Magnoliopsida; Poales; Poaceae
Product: protein STRUBBELIG-RECEPTOR FAMILY 8
Exons: 4
Coding region: 764-1018 (84 amino acids)
Molecular function (GO): protein binding
Source: RefSeq, a predicted model, not a curated record
CCCGCAGCCGCGCAUCCCUCCGUGCCCGCCCGCAGCCGCGCCGCCCGUGGUGCCGCCACAACGGUUGUCUCCUCUACACCGCAUGCCCCCCUUGUGUCCUCACAACCCCCACGCUUCAAUGUCUUCCUCCCCUUGCCCUAGAUCUAGAUUUACUUUGCAGAAGAGCCUGUACGGCGGUCAGAUCGACACACGGAGGAACAACCGCGGUGAGGAGCUCCUCUUCAACAGCAGCAAGGUGAAUCCCCCCUCCUUGAUCUCGGCUAGCGUUUCCUGGAUCUACUGUAACGUCUCCAGUGCUCUCGUCAUAUUUUGGGUUGUCAUAUCUUUCAUGUCUGUGUUCUUUUGCUUAACAACAACUGAUGAUGCAACUCUCAUAACAAGUGUAGGUCAUUUAUUAUCAAGACCUGGAAAUGAUGUGCAUGUAUUCUCCCUAAACGAGUUGAAGGCUGCCACACAAAACUUUUACAUGUUGAAUUGCAUUGGCCAUGGUGGUUUUGGAGCAGUGUAUAAGUGAAGCCUAGGACUUGUUUAUGCAUUUUUAAAAAAUUCAUGCUUUAUUUGUUGCUUCUACUCUAAAUGCAUGUUUCGAGGAACUCUGCAAAUACUGUAGUCAAUGGCUAACACAACAUGUUCCUCACUUGUGGACCUUGUCAUAUUCAUUUUUUUUCUUCUUUUCUGUUUACAGUCACGGCUAUGUGAAUUCACCUGUUAACUGGAGUAUUCUGUUCUGUCUCUCUCCACGCCUUGCAGCAAGCUUUCUGGUAUGGAGCUGAACAGCACUCUUGGCUAUCAGUUGUCAAGUCUGCAGGCUCUGAAAACGAUGGACUUGAGCAACAACUACUUGCACGAUUCAAUUCCUUACCAGCUGCCAUCAAACCUUACCUAUUUGAACCUGGCGAAAAACAACUUCUCUGGUAAUCUUCCGUACUCCAUAUCCAACUUGGCCUCGCUUGAGUACCUGAAAUCGGAGAACUGUUUGGAAGCCUCAGUUCACUCGCAGAACUGUAAGGCAUACUGAACCGCUGUUUUCGUACGCAAGCUCGACUUGAGUAUUGUGUGAGUCCACUGUUCUGUUUUUUAACCUCUCUCUAGGAAGAAUCCAUGGUCCGUAUUGUUUUACUGAAAAGGGGAUGUGCUAACUUGUUGAGAUUACACAUGGCAUUUACAUUUGUAUAUUG